Molecule: messenger RNA, 1140 nt
Organism: Tauraco erythrolophus (red-crested turaco)
Lineage: Eukaryota; Metazoa; Chordata; Aves; Musophagiformes; Musophagidae
Source: RefSeq, a predicted model, not a curated record
AUGCCGCCCCCGUCCCUCGGCAUCGUCCUGCCCUCGGUGCCCCCAGCCCUCGCGGUGACAUUGAAGCCGCUGCAGAGCGGGUGUUGCCGUCCCUGGCGCCCGCGUUCCGCUCUAAAGGCGGCUCUGCUCGUCCUUGCCUGCAGGCGCCGGCCCCGGGACGGGCGCUUUUUGAGCUCGAGUGUUUUCCUUUGUGGGAAUUACAUGAAUCUUUUUCCUCCUGUAGACCCCUUUGCUGAUGCAACAAAGGGUGACGACUUACUCCCGGCAGGGACUGAGGAUUACAUUCAUAUAAGGAUCCAACAACGAAACGGAAGAAAAACACUAACAACUGUUCAGGGAAUUGCAGAUGAUUAUGACAAGAAGAAACUUGUGAAAGCUUUCAAAAAGAAAUUUGCCUGUAAUGGUACUGUGAUUGAACAUCCUGAAUACGGUGAAGUUAUCCAGCUUCAAGGUGACCAGAGGAAGAACAUUUGCCAAUUCCUUUUGGAGAUUGGCAUUGUCAAGGAAGAACAACUGAAAGUUCAUGGUUUCUAAAAUACCUGUAUGCUUAUGAAGAACUCUGCAGUAUUUGGUCUUACCUAGCCUCGCCCUUCUGUGAAAAAUGAAUCUUUGCAGUGAAUGGACUUCCCUGUUACCUGAACAUUUAAAAUUUGAUUCAGAUUUGCAUGACUGCAUGACACAUGCGGUGUGUAGACUAGAAACACAUAAGAAAACUUCAGUAAGGUGGUAAUGAAGACACUUGGGAACUUUAACAGACUUCCAAUGGAAAUGUUUUAGCGAUGAUUGUUCAGUUUACUAAUCUCCACUUGACUGAAAUGUGUGGGUUGUAUUAAAAUAGUGUGUUGUUGCUUAGAAAUAAAAGUUUAUUCAUAUAUUUUUUGGGAUAUCUGAAAUGCUUUAGCUUAAGUUUCAAACUAGCACAGCAGCCUUACUAAAGAAUGGCUAAAAUGUUUUGUGGCAAGUGUAGCUCACUGCUCAUUGAAUAAAUUGGAAAAUAUACAUCAUGAAGUAUUAGCUAAUUAAUCAGUAGAUUAGCUUGAUGUGAUCUCAUCCUGUAGCUGUAAGACUAGAGCUUUAAAAUCUUCUAUGCAGGUGUAUCUUAGUAGCAGUAUGAUAAGGCAUAAACUGUUGGCUGAGUAA